AAUCUCAUAAUUUUUGAGGGAGCUCGGAACCUUAACGUCAUACCAUACCAUGCUGAAUAUAUGGGCCAUAAGCUUCACCUUGACCAGAAUGAAAAACUUGUAAUGUUUGGAGUGACCCAUGUUUUAGCCAUCGAUGGAUUCAGCAAAAAGAUUGUGAGUCAUUCCACAAUGCCGAUCAAAAACAACUUGUCCAUCUAUGAAGACGUUUUCAGGCCUGCAGUGAUCACCUAUGGUAUGUGGGAACAAGUGCGAGUAGACCAUGGAAAGGAGUUUUACUUGACACUGUUCAUGCAGGAGAUGCUGUCACACCAUCGCUUCAAUCAGGAGAGACUGCCUUAUCUACAGACUUCAUCUACAAGAAACCACACAGUUGAACGACUUUGGCCUGAGAUCAACAACCGUGUCAACUACCCCUUGAAAACAGCCCUUCUCCAGCUGAUGGACCAAGAGGAGAUUGAUAUGGAGGACAGCCUUGUAAGAUACUGUGUGUCCAACCUAACUUGUAGGCUGUGCCACAUUGGUCUUACAAGUGUGGCAGAAUCCUGGAAUGCUCAUAGGAUUCCAGGAAAAGGCAUACCAAAUCACUUUGCAGAACCUGGGUGUAAACGAAGAAUUACAUCAGAACUCUUGCCACAUUCACUUGGAGCUGCAGACCUUUACAGACAGCAUGUAGGAUCUGCACUGACAGCAUACUCCACAUUUGGAGUUGAUCCCUUUACAACAGAACAAGUUAAGAAUAGAACGGAGAAUCAUUUUUCAGACAAAUAUCCGGACAUCUCACCUUUGUUUUAUAGAGCAGUAAACAAUGACUUUGCUCCAUACAAAGAAGCCUUGCUUUAUCUGAUACACACAACUCAGAGAAAUGCAUGAACUGGUGCAUUUGC
Messenger RNA from Monopterus albus (swamp eel), 884 nucleotides. RefSeq lists its product as uncharacterized. Gene Ontology annotation, molecular function: nucleic acid binding. The transcript is spliced from 4 exons. Lineage: Eukaryota; Metazoa; Chordata; Actinopteri; Synbranchiformes; Synbranchidae. The coding region runs from base 61 to 870 and encodes 269 amino acids. The record is from RefSeq and is a predicted model, not a curated record.